Messenger RNA from Aedes albopictus (Asian tiger mosquito), 1883 nucleotides. RefSeq names its product probable cytochrome P450 313a4. The record is from RefSeq and is a predicted model, not a curated record. NCBI's taxonomy places the organism in Eukaryota, Metazoa, Arthropoda, Insecta, Diptera, Culicidae. Gene Ontology annotation, molecular function: monooxygenase activity; heme binding; oxidoreductase activity, acting on paired donors, with incorporation or reduction of molecular oxygen. The coding region runs from base 58 to 1548 and encodes 496 amino acids. The transcript has 5 exons.
UCCAGAUCAGUUGCAGUGCGACAGUCGAUCGGGAGAGUUCUUUUUAUUUUUUUUAGAAUGUGGAUCGUAAUCCUGGCUUGCAUCGCUAUUCUGAGCCUGGCGGCUAUCUGGUCCAUAGUGAAGAAGAAUAGUUACCCGCAAACUAUCGGUAUUGUAGAACCGUGGUAUCCACUGAUUGGAAAUGGAUUGCUUUUUCUCGGACAGACAGACGUGAAGAAAUUUCAGAAUUUAGAAAAGGUAUGCAGUGCUGGAAAAGAGGAUUUGUUUCGAUUGUAUUUAGGUGAAAAAAUAAUAUUCUACACGAAUGAUGUCAACAUGGCUCAGAAAAUCAUGACCAAUCCCAACUGCAUGAAUAGACCUUACAUGUACGACUUUUUCAAUCUCAAUAAGGGAUUGUUUGCGGCUAAAACUCACCUCUGGAAAGGUCAACGGAAAGCGCUGAACCCUGCCUUCAACAUGAAAAUACUGGAGAGUUUCGUGCCGAUUUUCUGUGACGCAACCAAGAAUAUGGUGCAGCGAUUGGACGCCAUCCCAGCGGGAGAAACGAUCAAUAUUAUGGAGCAUCUGUUGAGGUGCACAUUGGAAAUGCUUUGCGCGACGACAUUCGAAUUCGAUGUAAACGAUUUUGCCAAAAUCGAUGAAAUGUUACAUGGCAUGGAAAGUUUUUUCUACUAUGCAGCCAAAAGAAUGUUGAAAUUCCAAUACCACUUAGACUUCAUCUAUCGCUGGACUAAAGACUACCGGGAACAAACAAGUGUGCAUAAAUUUAUGCAUACAUAUGGAAUGCAGAUCUAUAAUAAUGCAAACGAGAAGUACACUAAAGGUUUACUAACGAAUGAUCAAACCGAGGACGGCAAUAACGAAGGUUUUCGAAAACCACAACUUUUUGUGAAUCAAAUAUUCUCCAACACCUCGCGAAAGUUCACCCGAGAGGAAAUUAUCGAGAACAUACUCACCAUACUUGGCGCUGGGACGGAUACCUCGGCCACCGAGGUUGCCUACGUCUUGCUGCAGUUGGCAAUGUACCCGAGCUAUCAGCAAAAAGUGUACGAGGAAAUCAUGAAAGUUUUUCCGGAAGCGGAACCACAUAUUACAACGGAAUCUCUUAAGCGACUCCAGUACACGGAAAUGGUAAUGAACGAAUGCUUCCGAAUAUAUCCUGUAGCGCCGAACCUGUUGCGCGAAAACACUGAGGAUGUCACGCUUUGUGGAGCACGGAUCCCCAAAGGGUCCAUUUUUGGAAUAAGUAUCUACACCAUUCAUCGGCGGAAAGACAUAUGGGGACCGGAUGCCGACCGUUUCAACCCGGAGAGAUUUUCACCAGAACGAUCUGCUGGAAGGCAUCCGUUUGCAUUUUUGGCGUUUAGUGGAGGAUCCCGCAAUUGUUUGGGUGCUCGUUAUGCGAUGAUCAGUAUGAAGAUAAUGUUGGUAUAUCUGAUGAAGAAAUACCAUUUCAAAACUAAAAUACGAGAGGAAGAUCUUCGAUACCGCUUCGAAAUCAUAUUACGCUUAGACGGCGAGCAUUUGGUCCAGAUAGAAAAACGCUAAUUAUAUGAUUACUAUUUGUAAAUGGUGUUGUUAAACUAAUGCAAUAAAAAGGGAAACAGGGCAUCAGUAUGGAACUUUAAUUAAAUAAUGCGUACAUAGAAGUCUUAUGCCCAAGUAACCAUGGUGCUGUAGCCUUAUUGCAUGCAGAUAUACGGUGUAUUUAUUUAAUUUACAAUACUUUACACGUCAAAACCAGCUCAGACCUCUAGCCUGACGAUGCUAAACUGGGACGUCGAUUACAGCUAAACCAAAAAUCCAAUAUUUAAUCAGCCAACAGCUGACCGUUACCCGCACGUUAAAGAUAAUAAUCAAAUCUAGUAAAUUUGCCGACUAGC